CAAAACUGCGUAGGCAUGUUACUCUGCCACCUCGAAAUCAACCCAGCCGAGUUCAAAAUUACAACCUUGGUCGUCUUCUCCACUUCACUCUCUCUCUCUCUCUCUCACUCUGCAACUCCUCGUUGCAAUGACAAUGAUCACUAUCUAAGCUCUCCACAUUUUGAAAACCAUGAACUCUAUUGCUCUGGUUUUGGUGUGGUUCUUUACAUUCUUCCCUUGUCUCUCUUCUUCUCUCAACUCCGAUGGCUUCUCUCUCCUCGCCCUCAAAGCCGCCAUUACCACCGACCCAACUCUCGCCCUCACCUCCUGGUCCGUGUCGGACCCCACCCCCUGCCAUUGGAUCGGAAUCGCCUGCGAUCACGACCACCGAGUCACCGCCAUUUCUCUUCCCAACAAGGGCUUCACUGGCUACCUACCCUCCGAACUCGGUGCCCUUCUCUCUCUCCGUCACCUCUCUCUCUCUCACAACAACUUCUCCAAACCCAUCCCCGCCCACCUCUUCAAUGCCACCACUCUUCUCUCUCUAGACCUCUCUCACAACUCUCUCUCCGGACCCAUCCCUCCUCAAAUUUCCACCCUUCAAACCCUGACUCACUUGGACCUAUCCUCCAAUCUCCUCAAUGGGUCUUUGCCGGAAUGUCUCACCAAUCUGACCCACCUCGCCGGAACCCUAAAUUUGUCCUCUAACCAGUUCUCCGGCGAGGUCCCGGCAUCGUACGGACGGUUUCCUGUGAUGGUGAGCUUGGAUUUCCGGCACAACAACCUCACCGGGAAGAUUCCCCAGGUGGGGUCCCUGCUGAAUCAGGGCCCCACAGCAUUCUCCGGAAACCCUAAUCUCUGUGGGUUUCCAUUGCAGACGCCGUGCCCAGAACCAGAAGCUCAAAACGCUAGAAUCUUUUCAAACCCUGAACACCCUAUAAAACCUAAUUCUCAAGAUGGGUUUGUAGAGAAAGAUAAAGCGAAAUCUGGGUCAGCGACCGUACGGAUAAUAUCAGGAGUUUCGGUGGUUAUCGGAGCGGUGUUUGUGUCGGCGUGGGCGUUUCGGAAAAAGUGGAGGUCCGACGAGGGCAAAAUGGGGAAGGAAAAGUUGGAGAAGGAAAAGGAGGUGAGUGAGGAGGGGCAAAAGGGUAAAUUCGUGGUGGUGGACGAAGGCUUUGGGUUGGAAUUAGAGGAUUUGUUGACGGCAUCGGCGUACGUGGUGGGGAAGAGUCGGAGUGGGAUCGUAUACAAGGUGGUGGUGGGGAGGGGAUCGGGUGCGGCGGGUGCAGUGGUUGCGGUGAGGCGCUUGAGCGAGGGGGACUCCACGUGGCGGUUCAAGGAGUUUGAGUAUGAGGUGGAGGCCAUCGGGAGGGUCCAGCAUCACAACAUCGUGCGGUUGAGAGCUUAUUACUAUGCUAAUGAUGAGAAACUGCUGGUUUCAGAUUUCGUCCGCAACGGAAGCUUGUACACCGCACUUCAUGGAGGACCGGCCAAUUCGUUGCCACCAUUAUCAUGGGCCGCAAGGCUGAACAUUGCUCAAGGCAUUGCAAAGGGCCUUGUGCACAUUCACGAGUGCAGCCCUAAGAAACACGUUCAUGGGAACAUAAAAUCAUCAAAAAUCCUUCUUGAUGAUGAUCUCCGGCCUUACAUUUCUGGUUUUGGACUCACACGUCUUGUUUCAGGUAACUCUUCUAAAUCCACCAAUGUGGCCUUUAAGAAGCAGAGCUUAAACCAAAUUACAGUAAGCCCCAAAAAUUCAGAUUCUUCAUCCAUAAUGUACGUGGCUCCUGAGGCUCGAGUUUCAGAAAGCAGAUUCACGCAGAAAUGUGACGUCUACUCUUUUGGAAUUGUGCUAUUGGAGAUUUUAACAGGGCAGUUGCCAGAAAAUGAUGGUGCAGCACUAGAGAACCUUGUGAGGAAGGUGUUUCAAGAAGAAAGACCCUUGUCUGAAAUUAUAGACCCAGUGCUUCUGCAUGAGGUCCAUGCCAAGAAACAAGUUGUUGCAGCAUUUCAUGUUGCACUGAAUUGCACAGAACAGGAUCCCGAGGUUCGGCCUAGGAUGAGGACAGUUUCCGAGGGCCUUGAUCUCAUCAAAUCACAGUGAAAGAGCGGGAGGAAAUUUUUUGUAAAGCUUUCUAGCCUUUCUUUUUGACUUAUUCAAACUUUCUCAUGUUGAUGUUUUUUUGUUCCUUAGGAAGUCCUUGGAUGGUGUGGUGGUUCCUUUGUAGAUGUUCAAUUAGUUUAUGAUGCAUCCUCGAGCUGAGAUGUUUUUCCUUGAAUGUUGCUAGUUGAAAAUGGGGUGAUCAUUCAGUAUUUUCGGAGUAUGAA
Messenger RNA from Camellia sinensis, 2307 nucleotides. RefSeq names its product Leucine-rich repeat protein kinase family protein. NCBI's taxonomy places the organism in Eukaryota, Viridiplantae, Streptophyta, Magnoliopsida, Ericales, Theaceae. Gene Ontology annotation, molecular function: protein binding; ATP binding; protein kinase activity. The record is from RefSeq and is a predicted model, not a curated record. Gene Ontology annotation, biological process: protein phosphorylation.